AGUAGAGCAGUAGGCUACAGUUGUAGCAGUCUGGUUGGUAUCACCUCCAGUCUACCAGCGCCACAAGCCUGUCCGCCGUGCGACUGACACGGUGUGAUCUACACAGAAAAUGCCCGGAAAGUGACUCGAGAGGAAGGCAGGACUGUCCGGACAUUGGCACUGGAUUCCGUGGAGGUUUUCUGACCGACGGACCCGAGUCUCCUGUGCAGUAUCCGCAGCAUUAGCCAGGCCGUUUGUUCAGUGGCUGCAGGGCCGGAACAGAGAAAACCCUUUAACAAAUAAGCUGUAGUAAGCCUGCAGCUUUUACUUCCCAACGCCAGAGGAAAAGCUGUCAGCCAGCCCACUGCGGCCUCAUGGAGCUGGGGACUCAACGCCUGUUGUGCACCAGGGAGCUUGAUCCAUGCUUGGUUCCCAGCAAACAACCAUAAAGGGUGGGAACUUGAUUACCCUUCAGUUCCUUUUUUCCCAUCCCUCCCCCUAAAUUGCCCCUGUGGUGAUAUUGUACUCUCCUGCCUGUGGCCCGCAACAUGAUUGGCAAGUUGAAACAGAACUUGCUGUUGGCCUGUCUGGUCAUCAGCUCGGUCACAGUCUUCUACCUGGGCCGCCAUGCCAUGGAGUGCCACCAUCGCAUCGAAGAGCGCAGCCAGCCGGGCGGUAUUCUGCCUUUGUCAGCUCUGGGAGGCAGCAUGCGGACCACCUUACGGACAGGUCAGAAUCUCAGCACACCUUUUGUUUACAACAAAGACAUGCCACUCAUCUUCAUCGGUGGAGUGCCCCGCAGCGGGACCACGCUAAUGCGAGCCAUGCUGGACGCCCACCCUGAGGUGCGCUGUGGCGAAGAAACCCGCGUCAUCCCCCGUAUCCUGGCCAUGAAGCAGAUGUGGAGCCGCUCGGGCCGGGAGAAGAUGCGCCUGGACGAGGCCGGUGUGACAGAUGAGGUGCUGGACGCCGCCAUGCAGGCCUUCCUGCUGGAAAUCAUUGUAAAACAUGGAGAGCCCGCCAACUUUCUCUGCAACAAGGACCCUUUUGCUUUGAAGUCGCUUUCCUACCUGGCCAAGAUCUUUCCCUAUGCCAAGUUUGUACUCAUGAUUCGUGAUGGCCGGGCUUCAGUCCACUCCAUGAUCUCACGGAAGGUGACCAUCGCCGGCUUUGACCUGGGCAGCUACCGGGACUGCCUGACCAAGUGGAAUCGGGCCAUAGAGACCAUGUACACUCAGUGCCUGGAGGCAGCGGACAAAUGCCUACCUAUGCACUACGAACAGUUGGUCCUUCAUCCUGAGAAAUGGAUGAAGACACUGCUGAAAUUCCUUGACGUUCCUUGGAAUGAUGCCGUCCUCCACCAUGAGGAGCUCAUCGGGAAAGCUGGAGGAGUGUCCCUCUCCAAGGUGGAGAGGUCCACAGACCAGGUCAUCAAGCCCGUCAAUGUGGAGGCCUUGUCCAAGUGGGUGGGGAAGAUCCCAGCUGAUGUCGUGAGGGACAUGGCUGUCAUCGCCCCCAUGCUGUCCAGAUUGGGCUACGACCCCCAUGCCAACCCUCCCAACUACGGCCGGCCUGACCCCAAAGUCCUGGACAACACCAUAAGGGUCUUUAAAGGUGAAUUUCAGCUACCAGAUUUCCUAAAAGAACAAUCACAGAUUCAGAAGUCUGCAGAGAGACCCAACCCCAGUUAGGAGCAGCAGGAGUGCCAUCACCACAACACACAGGAACAGAGGUGCAGUGGAACAGAAAAACAUGGACAUCGUCUCACCCAUCUCACCAUCUGUGUUGGGCCACGGCACUUUUCAAAGGUCCCAUGACCACAGCGGGACCUUCUCCUCACCAGAGUCAGCCACCCUUGGCCUUCGAUGUUGUACUGUACAAAAAAACCGCUACUAAUACUUCUCACAACCACAGAAUGUCUGCUGAUUGUUAAUUUUCCGUGUCACACCACGCUCAUUGAUUUUUAGAAAUGAUUUCUGGCUAUUUAGAAAACAACUCUGUGAUUCUGUUGUAAGAAACUGCAGUGAAUUGAAAUUGCAAGAAGCAUUUAUGAAUGGAAAAUUAGCUUUUGGAAGAUGCAAUACCUAUUUUAAUGUUACUUUUUUCAUGCCUUUGUAUUGUGCAAUGUCAUGGGUACUGAUUAGUAUCAACCGUGAUAAACAUUUUUUUUUUUU
Messenger RNA from Sander lucioperca (pikeperch), 2153 nucleotides. It is a transcript of the gene tpst1, whose product is annotated as tyrosylprotein sulfotransferase 1. Gene Ontology annotation, biological process: peptidyl-tyrosine sulfation. The transcript has 7 exons. Bases 528 to 1670 code for a protein of 380 amino acids. Gene Ontology annotation, molecular function: protein-tyrosine sulfotransferase activity. The record is from RefSeq and is a predicted model, not a curated record. NCBI's taxonomy places the organism in Eukaryota, Metazoa, Chordata, Actinopteri, Perciformes, Percidae. Gene Ontology annotation, cellular component: Golgi apparatus.